Messenger RNA from Gracilinanus agilis (Agile Gracile Mouse Opossum), 1269 nucleotides. RefSeq names its product serine protease 54 (gene PRSS54). The transcript has 5 exons. The coding region runs from base 1 to 1269 and encodes 422 amino acids. NCBI's taxonomy places the organism in Eukaryota, Metazoa, Chordata, Mammalia, Didelphimorphia, Didelphidae. Gene Ontology annotation, molecular function: serine-type endopeptidase activity. Gene Ontology annotation, biological process: proteolysis. The record is from RefSeq and is a predicted model, not a curated record.
AUGGCAAAACAGAAAAGGCCACUUUUUCUAUUGCUGUGCAUUUCACACUCUUUUGUUGGUUGUUUGUUCCAAAGUAGCAACAUUCCUACGUUUCUCUCCGAUGAUGAUGAUUUAGCCACUGUGGAUAGGUUCCCUUGGAUGGUGUCCCUGCAGGAUUCACAGUAUACCCAUUUGGCUUUCGGAUGCAUCCUAAGUGAGUUCUGGAUCUUAAGCAUCGCUUCCCGCUUUCAGAACAGGAAGAAGGUUCUGGCACUGGUCGGCAUAACCGACAUGAACGCCCGGAGGAGGACCCAGCCCGAGUACCCCAUCGAUGCGGUCCUGAGCCACGAGAGCUUCAACUACAUCACCAAGGAGAACAACGUGGCCCUCCUGAAGACGUACACAGCCAUUGAGUUCAGUGACCAAGUCCAACCCAUCUGCUUUGCUAGCAGGAACCUGGCCCCAAGCAUCCUGGAGAACUGCUGGUUGUCAGGAUGGAUCCACACUGCUGCAACCAGAAAGAGAAUGGAGAUGGGCGUCCUGAGGAAGCUCCCUGUGCAGGAAGUGUGGCCCUGCUCCUUAAAGAGAUCCCAAGGAACUGCCUGCUUUAACUUUAAGGAAGAGUACAACAACUAUGAAUGCUUGGGAGACCCGGGAGACCCCGUGAUGUGCCAAGUGAAGAAGACCAACCAGUGGAUCCUGAACGGCAUCCAGAACGAAGGCGGCCGGAGCUGCGUCGGGCCCUUCCUUUACACCAAGCUCUCCUACUACAACAACUGGAUUUCCAAAACGAUCAAGAAAGAAGGGCUCGAUUUCUGCCCCAUCUUCAGCUGGCGGGAGCGCCAGAACAGCCGCGCCACGGACGCGGGCCUGGAACUGCAGAACAGCUCCGCGCUCGAGAAACCAGCCUUCUCGCCUCCCCUCCCGCGGGGACCCUCUUCUCGUCCGCACCGGCCGCGAGUCCCCACCGCCCGGCCGCAUCCCCGUCCGCGUGCUCCUCUGCAGAGGGAGGCGCGGCCACAGAAUCGGGAGGAAGAGCCCCGUCGGAAGCCCGCGGCCGUGAAAAAAGUCCCGGCCAUGGCGGGGCCGCCGGGGGCGGGGAGCGCCGCCGGGGAGCUCCAACUGACGAAUACCGGCUCGAGGGACGGCACGGAGCCCGUCUACUACGACUACUACAGCGGGGAAGUCAUGCCCGUGUCGGGCCAGGCCGGGCGGCGUCUGGCCCCGGCAGUCAUCUCCGCCCUCUGCUUGCUGGCCCUGGUCCUCGGGGAUGGCGCAUCCAGGCGCUAG